GGAGAAGAGCUCUUUAAUGAGGAGGUAACAAAAGUUCUAAAAAAUCUCACAAAUUUUUACCACAUUUCUCUUGAUUUCUUCCUUUACUUUGAUGUCUAAAGCAAUUGGACAGUGGUUCUCAACCGACUGGUUUUAUAUCUCAACAUAGAAGAGACUCUGCUUGGGCUGUUCUAUGACCUGAUACUUAGAUGUUUAGGCCCAGGAUUAUUUUAUUCACCACUCUGGUUGUCAGGAAAAUUUCUUCGCCUGCCUCUUAUGGAUAUUUAUCAUAUUGGAACUGUUGCGUUAAAUUAAUGAACAAGAUGCCACGUCGAUCUAGAAACCACAGCAGUUCUACGAAUAAAUCAGUGGAGGAUUUAUAUGGGUCUAGGGACUCCAAGAAACGCAUUAGAAUUCACUCUGAAAACGGAUAUGCUGAUGUUGGUCAUCACAAUCAUAUAAAAAAUGAUAAUACUGAGAGUGAGAGAUCAGGAAUAGGUGAUCAUUUUGUUAUUGAUAGAAAGGGAGAUUCAAGUCUUCUCCAACAUAAUGUAGACAUUAGGUCAUCUGCUAGUGCUAUUUCAAAGAAUGGGCCACAAACUGAAACAAAAGAUGCACAAUUUACUCAGGAACUCUCUCAAAAAGCAUCAAAAGAUCGUAGAAUCAAGUCAGGAAUGUUUGAUCCAAGAUCUUGUAGAGUUGAAAGUCAGCGAAAAGCCAGAUCACCAACCAAAGAGAGAAGUUCAAGUAGAACCUUCUCGACAGAUUCAAAAUCUGCUGGAUCAAAUGAAGUCACUUAUAAACUGAAAUCAGUGAUGGUGAAAAAAAGUCCAAAUACUAAUAAUGAGAUGAGGAAACAAACUUUCAGGGAUGCUUUAAAAGAUGAAGCCAGUGAACUUGAAAGUGCAGCUCAUUCAUAUAGAAGUGCAGCUCAUGGUUCUAAUGUACAGUCAUGCUCAUCUGAAAGUGCAGCUCAUUCAUAUAGAAGUGCAACUCAUGGUUCUAAUGUACAGUCACGCUCAU
This is a messenger RNA of Owenia fusiformis, 1002 nucleotides long. NCBI's taxonomy places the organism in Eukaryota, Metazoa, Annelida, Polychaeta, Sabellida, Oweniidae. The record is from the annotation of a GenBank genome assembly.